Molecule: messenger RNA, 392 nt
Organism: Rubroshorea leprosula
Lineage: Eukaryota; Viridiplantae; Streptophyta; Magnoliopsida; Malvales; Dipterocarpaceae
Source: the annotation of a GenBank genome assembly
CACAUUUCUACCCCAUUCUUCACCAUUCUUCACUGUUUUCUUCCUCAUCCAAUUCAAUCAGAGAAACAAACAAAAAUUCUUCCUCAUCCAAUCAAAGAAACAAACAGAAAAUCCUUACCGAAAAUCCCUCACUAUGAACCUAAGAGCUGAAUUCGCGGCGAACCCCGCGCUUGGGUUCCAAGAUGAACCCAGCGCUUGGGUUCACGACGAACCCCACGCCUGGGUUCACGACGAACCCCACGCCUGGGUUCGUAUCGGAACCCAGGCGCUGAGGUUGCCAGGAACCCAGCACCCAGGUUCGUCGACGAACCUAGGAGCUGGGUUCACGAUGAACCCUGCGCCUGGGUUCGCGCGAACCCAAAUGUGAAAAAAAAUAAAAGAUAAAAGAUAAA